UAUAUGCAUAGACACACUCAUUAGAAACUUCAUAAAAGGCCACAACUUGAGAGUACCCAGAAGAUCAUCGUUUGUUUAAUCUGUGAGUUGUGUCAUUUCCCAGUUCAAGGUGGUAAUGGCGAAGGAAGAGAUGGAAGUUGUGAAGGGUGUGGACUUGAAAAGGUACAUGGGUCGAUGGUAUGAGAUUGCCUCAUUCCCUUCGCGUUUUCAGCCAAAGGAUGGUGAGAACAGCAGAGCCACAUAUACCCUUAACGAAGAUGGUACUGUGCAUGUGCUGAACGAGACAUGGAGUGGUGGAAAGAGAGGCUACAUAGAGGGUACUGCUUACAAGGCAGACCCAAAAUCUGAUGAAGCCAAGUUAAGGGUAAAAUUUUAUGUUCCACCUUUCUUGCCCAUCAUCCCUGUCGUUGGGGACUACUGGGUCCUCUUCCUUGAUGACGAUUAUCAGUAUGCUUUGAUCGGCCAACCAAGCAGGAAAUGCCUUUGGAUUUUAUGCAGAGAAACCAAUAUGGAUGAUGCUAUCUACAAUCAACUUGUUGAGAAAGCUAUUUCAGAAGGAUAUGAUGUGAGCAAACUCCAGAAGACUCCACAGAGUGAUCCGCCACCAGAGGCAGAAGAAGGAUCCCAUGACAACAAAGGCAUUUGGUGGAUCAAAUCUCUUUUUGGCAAAUAGACUUUAUAUAUAUAUAUAUAUAUAUAUAUAUAUAUAUAUAUACACGUUUAAAUUUGAAUUUCAUGUAUAGUGUAUUCUGAUAGAUUGAAUCCCUCUAUAGCAUGGAUGUGUGUGUUUGGUUGCUCUCUGAUCUGUACAUAAACUUUGGUGUGUGAAUAUUUUGAUGAUGUUAUUUCAGCUAUAA
Messenger RNA from Vigna umbellata (rice bean), 857 nucleotides. Its product is annotated as temperature-induced lipocalin-1-like. NCBI's taxonomy places the organism in Eukaryota, Viridiplantae, Streptophyta, Magnoliopsida, Fabales, Fabaceae. Gene Ontology annotation, cellular component: cytoplasm. Gene Ontology annotation, biological process: lipid metabolic process; response to reactive oxygen species. The record is from RefSeq and is a predicted model, not a curated record.